This is a messenger RNA of Siniperca chuatsi (mandarin fish), 2575 nucleotides long. RefSeq names its product N-acylsphingosine amidohydrolase 2 (gene asah2). Lineage: Eukaryota; Metazoa; Chordata; Actinopteri; Centrarchiformes; Sinipercidae. Gene Ontology annotation, cellular component: extracellular region. Bases 161 to 2383 code for a protein of 740 amino acids. The record is from RefSeq and is a predicted model, not a curated record. Gene Ontology annotation, molecular function: N-acylsphingosine amidohydrolase activity. The transcript is spliced from 21 exons. Gene Ontology annotation, biological process: ceramide catabolic process; long-chain fatty acid biosynthetic process; sphingosine biosynthetic process.
AUCUAUAUCUGAGUGACGCUCAGGUGUGUGACCUUUGGAGUGAGAGAGGAGAAAACCUGCAGACUGUUUAUGAGGUAGAUAACAGCUGGACUGAACUCCGAUCAGACUCGCUCAACACAAACACACUUUCUCUCCUGGUUUCACACAGAAGACAGACAGGAUGGCGGGCAGGAAGUCGGUGUGUUGUGGUAUCUCUGCUCGGGAGGCGACGCUGGCCGUCCUGUUCAUCGUCAUGACAGCCGUGUGUGUGACACUGAUCACACUGAUGGCUACCUGGAAAACACACACAACUCCGGAAGCGACCCUUCCUCCGAGUCCAGAGCCUCAGCACAAACCUUACCUGAUCGGAGUGGGCCGAGCCGACUGCACCGGGCCACCAGCCGAAAUCCCUCUGAUGGGUUACGCAAACCCUCAGCAGACGGCUGCAGGCAUUCACACUCGCUUGUACAGCCGAGCCUUCAUCAUUGACGACGGGAGGCGCAGAGUCGUGUUCGUCACUGCAGAUGUAGGAAUGAUAUCACAGAGGUUACGACUGGAGGUUCUGCAGGCGUUGCGGGUGAAAUACGGGGAUCUGUACCGUCAGGAUAACGUGGUUCUGAGCGGGACUCACACACACUGCGGACCAGCCGGAUAUUUCCAGUACACCCUGUUUAUGAUCAGCAGUAAAGGUUACAUCAAGGCGUCCAUCGAGCCGCUGGUCAACGGCAUCGUCAAGAGUAUAGAUAUAGCCCACAGCACCAUGAGGCCAGGCAGGAUUUACAGGAGCAGAGGAGAGCUGGACGACAGCAGCCUGAACAGAAGUCCUCAGUCCUACCUGAACAACCCUGAGGACGAGAGACACAGAUAUAAGUGGAACACAGAUAAACAGGUGUUGGUGCUCAAGUUCACUGAUCUGGAUGGAGACGGGAUCGGUAUGCUCAGCUGGUUCGCCGUCCACGCCGUCAGCAUGAACUACACCAACCGCAUGGUGAGCAGCGACAACAUGGGCUACGCCUCCUACCUGCUGGAGCAGGACAAGAACCCCGGAGAUCUACCUGGACAGGGAGGCUUCGUUGCUGGUUUCUCCUCCAGUAACCUCGGCGACGUCAGUCCGAACAUCAGAGGACCUCGCUGUGUGAACACUGGGCUGCCAUGCGACUACCUGAACAGCUCCUGUCCUGUAGGAGGGACUAAGAUGUGUCAGGCGUUCGGACCAGGAGACGACAUGUUCGACAGCACGAGGAUCAUCGGACACAACAUCUACAGGAAGGCCAAGGAGCUGUAUGCUAACGCAGUCGAAGAGGUGACUGGCUUCCUUCACUCUGCCCAUCAGUGGGUCAACAUGACGGAUGUUACUAUUCAGAUCAACGACACACACACAGUCAGUACAUGUAAACCAGCUCUGGGUCACAGUUUUGCAGCAGGAACAACAGACGGAGGAGGAGACCUCAACUUCACUCAGGGCGCUGUGGAGGGCGACCCGUUCUGGGACGGGAUCAGAGAUGCUCUCCUGGGCAAGCCGUCCAAUCAGACCCAGGAGUGUCAUCGUCCCAAACCGAUCCUGUUCAGCACGGGGGAGAUGAACUGGCCUCUGCCGUGGCAUCCUCAGAUUAUCGACGUUCAGAUCAUCACCAUCGGCUCUGUGGCUGUCGUAGCUGUUCCUGGAGAGAUGACCACCAUGUCGGGGAGGAGGUUAAGAGAAGCUGUCAAACAGGAGCUGGAGUCGGAGGGGGCGUUCAGGGACCCGGAGGUGGUGAUCGCUGGCCUGAGUAACGUGUACACUCACUACAUCACCACCUACGAAGAGUACCAGGUUCAGCGGUAUGAAGGAGCCUCCACCAUCUACGGUCCGCACACGCUCAGUGCCUACCUGCAAAAGUACCGAGGCCUGGCCAGAGCCAUCGCACAGGACAGAGUGUCAGAGCUGCCUGUCGGGCCGCAGCCUCCCUUCUUUCAGGAGAAACUCUUUAAUCUGCUGCCUGCAGCGUCCUUUGACAGAAAACCAGUGAACAGCAGCUUUGGAGACGUCCUGCAGCAGGUUUACCCCGUCUAUAGACAGGGUGAUGUUGUCUCUGUCACGUUCGUAGCAGGAAACCCCAGAAAUUCUGGAGACAUCAGAGAUAAAACGUUUAUUACAGUGGAGAUUUAUGACAACAGAACAAAAACCUGGGAGGUCGUCCACACUGAUGCAUCAUGGGAGACCAGGUUUCACUGGCUGAAAGGUUCAAACCAGCAGAGUAACUCCACCGUCGAGUGGCACAUUCCCCAGUCGGCCCCCAACGGCUCCUACAGGAUCAAACACUUCGGACACUACAAACAGCUGAAAGGACUGCGACCUGUCAUCACACCGUACGAAGGCACGUCCGACGUCUUCAGAGUCGCAGCCAGCUUUUACUAUCAGUGAGAUCACCUGUUCCUCCGAGGUCACAGCUCCUGAUCGUCACAAAGAUCAUCGCCUCAAAGAAAACCUCCAGGACUUUUCUGUAACAACUCUGUUCUGUUUCCAUGAAUUUCUUACCCUAAAACCAAACACCUUCACAAUGACAUACCAGGAAACUAUUCACCAUCCUGCGGAAAUAAAAGAUAUCAUGCCUCA